UGAACUGCGACAACAAAUGCAGAUUCUCGUCAAAUAGAACAAACAGUGUUUUAAUACAAUGUUUGGUAAACUGCCACCAACCACUAACAACACACCUGGUCCACCCUGUUUGCCAGCCGAGAAUGCUCCACCGGACAACAAGUGGAGGCUCAACAAGGAGACUAGUGCUUCCACCAAUCACGAGAUACCUGAGCUCAACAAACAGCAGCAACAAACUUGCAGUGCUUCCAAAGACUACCAGCACUGUAGAACUUCUGCGAGCAACCUUGUUUUCGUACAAAAGUAUCCUGGUGCCUCUAGAAUUCCCAGCAGUAGUGCUUCCAAGCCUGGCAAGUCUGGUCUGACUGCAGACUCUAUAGCCAGUUACCGUGAGGCUAUUAAAUCAACCAAAAAGUCGUGCAGAGAUAUGCAAACCAUGAUUCCUAGUCGAAGGGAUCAUAGUAGAAGAUUAAACAAUACUGAUGUGGAUGAGGUGGAUGCUUGUCUUUUGUCAGAUUCCAGACUAGAGCCACCAAGGAAAAAUCAAAAGUCAGAGAUGAUUAUGCCUCAUGAUUUUAGUACUUCUACACCAUCUAAAAACAAGUACAGUGACAAAGAGAAUAUGCCAGCAGAGUUUCAAUCGUCACCAAGGAGUUACAAGGACCGUGAAAAGUGUAAUGACCCUUGGAGACCUACCGAACUUGACAAUGGUCUGAGUGGGCUCAAUUAUACAGGAGAGUGUAUACAGGACAAAAGACGUACUGGUGCCUCAUGUCAAGCUCUUAGGCAUGCUGUGGCAUCCUUGCAUCGACUUGAUGACUUCUACCUUGAGAAAAUUGGUGCUGGCUUUUUCUCUGAGGUUUUCAAGGUCACCCACAAAGUGACGGGACAGGUGAUGGUCCUGAAAAUGAACCAACUUCCGGCGAAUCGACCCAACAUGCUCAAGGAGGUGCAACUGAUGAACAAACUCAGCCAUCCGAAUAUUUUGAGGUUCAUGGGUGUCUGCGUGCACGAGGGUCAAUUGCACGCCUUGACCGAGUACAUCAACGGCGGCAGCUUGGAGCAAUUAAUAAUGUCGAAGCACAUCCCAUUGCCGCACCACACGCGAAUAAAACUAGCUCGAGACACGGCUUGCGGCAUGGCGUAUCUCCAUAACAAAGGGCUGUUUCAUCGAGAUCUCACCUCGAAAAACGUGCUAGUGAAGAGGGACGAUGCGACCGACGAACUGACAGCGGUCGUCGGCGACUUUGGACUCGCGGCUAAAAUCCCGGAUCCAAGUACUGGCUAUCGGUUGAGUACAGUUGGUAGUCCAUACUGGAUGUCACCUGAGUGUCUGAAAGGCCAAUGGUACGAUCAUCGAUCCGACGUGUUCUCCUUUGGCAUCGUCGUUUGCGAACUCAUCGGAAGGGUACCUGCCGAUCCUGACGUUCUACCUAGAUCCGACAAUUUCGGAUUGGACUAUCUGGCUGUAGCCGAGAUUUGUGCUGCGGCUGAUCCUCCGCCGGCUUUUUUACAAUUAGCUUUUCAUUGCUGCACGUACGAACCACGUUCCAGACCAACUUUCCCGGAGAUCGUGCAAACCUUGGACAAUUUGAUCGAUUCACGCGCCGAGGAGUCGAAACAUGGUAACCUGUCAUCCAAACGUCAGUCGGUCGAUCAGGAAUUAAUGUCAAGUAUGAAUGAAAUUGGUCGUCAGUCGCGACCCAUAGGUCGACGAUGUGCGCGACUACGAAGUCAUUCGGCAGACGCGCGUGCUUGUGCCAACUCACCAGCACCUUGCGAUAAAGCUCGCUGUCACUCAGCGAGAAGAGUUGCUGAAUUGGCCAGUAAAAGAGAUCCACAUUACAGACCUAUGACGGCAAAUCCGUUCCAUGCGCUCGGUGGCGUGAAAAAGAUUCUAGGUGAUUUAUUUUCCAGUUGCUUGGAAUUGCCAUCUUUGGAGGAUGUUAGGUCUAGUGGUGAAGCUAGUGCUAGUGGAAGUAGUAGUGACACUAGCGGGAAGUUCAAAGGAGCGCAGAAUGACAGUAUUGCUAAAAUUCUCGUGAGGAAAAAACCCAGCUCUGAACCUAGUAGCCCCACUGCUAGAAAAAAGUGGGAGAAAAAGGUCUUGACAAAAGUCGGCGCAACGAGUCUGUUCGCACAUCCUUUAUUUCGUGACGGUUGGGAGCCUCGAAGAAGAGGUAGUUGCGAGUCAGGCUUCUGGAGCUGCGUAGGCGAAGAUUUGAGUCCAGAACCUCCAAAUCGACGUCAUACUUCGACACUUAGCAGUUCAGCCGCCUCGUCGCUUUUUCUUCUCGACGAUCAUCGUACAAGCUCAAUCUACACCGAUUCCAGCGAGGAUAUUGCAAGUUUAGGUGGCGGCGAUUCUGCAUGUUGGGAGGAACGUCUUGGACGUGAAUCCAGCAAAACUAUUGCGAAAAUUGUAGAUUACUUCGAACGCAAACAAGCUGGCAGAGGAGAACACUCGCACGACGUACCUAAUCGAAUCGCAUUGUUGAGAGCAAAAUUGGAAGGUUCGAUGCCGUUGUGUAGUAUGAGUGCAGCUCAGAGACUGGUGGUAUGCGAGGGUGCGGUACGAAGCAAACUACCCUUGUUCGACAAGAAGUGACGAGAGGGCUCGAGACUACUAAGAAACUCGGGUGCAUGAGAAUAAGACUGUGAUGUGGGGGCUACGUCACUUCGUUGUUAUACAUUGUAUGCAGUUCCUAGGUAGGCAGCUCCGUCCUGUAGGCAUUGUUGUUGAUUUUUUUCUUUUCCUUUUGACCGGAGAAGCUCGUGCGAUGUUUGAUAUGAACUCAUAGACUGACUUACGUUUCUUUUUACGUAAUUGUACAUAAUACAGCAAGAGACAGAAAGAGAGAAAGAGAGAAAGAGAGAGAGAGAGGGGGGGGGGGUGAGAGCGGGAGAGAGAGGCAGUGAGAGCGAAAGAGAGAGAGAGAGGACCUCGAGAUGAUUAGAUUUAUUUAUUUUGCACGAGCUUUAUUGUAUUUUCUCUUUUUGAAAUCGAUAGUAAAGCAAGGAGUAAGCAUUAUUAUUAUUAUUAUUAUUAUUAUUAUUUUCUUCUCUUACCCCUUGCUUUUUCAAUCUUCCUGAGAACGUCCGUCAGUGUCAAUUCAGUGUCAAAUCAUAGAUGUUUUAAAAACGGAAAGAAAAAAAUGAUAAGAAAGUCUUCUGUCAUACUGAAUGCGAGCAAGAGUGAUUGGCCUAUAUAGACAAAGACAACGCAGAAAAUAUACCCCUCCAAAAUACGAGACAAAGUGAGAGAGUAACGUGUAUAUUCGAUAUGGGUACGCGUGUGUGAUGAUUUAGAUCCAGUUUUUUAAAAUCGAUAUAAUAUAUUUUGUUGAGAGUGAUAUAUACUUGUCUCCCCGCGUAUUUUUGUUGCUAGUAAAUCUUCUUAUAGAUGAAUUUAAUAUAAAACCAUGUGAGAGAAUGCCAAGCUAAAGAAAUUAUAUAUCUAUAUAAAUAAUUAAUUUAAUAUAUCGAUAAAUGUACAUGAAACUGAUCUAGUCAGUGUAUUGAAUUGAGGCGGCCUUAUAUUUUAUAUAAACACACAUACUUGAAUACAUUAGAAAAAAAAAAUGGAAAAUAAAAAAAAAAGGUAACGAACAAAACACGUUGUAAAACUUCAUUGAAACAGCACGAUUUUAGCGAAACGCCUGUAUAUAAUAUUUUGACGUAAACGAUGGAAUUGUCGAUUGAAUCCGAAAGUCUGAUGUCUUAUAUACCUGCGUUUAUUGGAUAGAAAUUCAUGUGGAGACCAGAAUUUUUUAUUACCACAACUUCGAUUUACAGUAUUUUAAUUGCUUAGUCUGCUGAAAGUAUUUUUAAUUAUAUUUUACGAUAAGUACAAAGGAAUGAAAAAAGUCAAUGAUUUAUACCGACAAUUCAAACCGAAGAAUUUUGACGAAAGGUAAUAAAACAAUUUCUGGGCUCCUCACAUUGAUAGUAGCCGAGCAAAAAAAGAAAAAUAAGAAUGGAAAAUUGUCAUUAAUCUCCAAUGAAAAAACCGCUUAAAAUAAACUAUUAUGAAGUAAUACUGUUGAGAAAAACCAAAUAUAUAUCUAAAAAAAUCAUAAUAAUUGUUCAAUUAAAGACGUCUUGGUAAAGAGACAUCUUGAAUAGUUUAAUCGUCUGUUUCUGCAUAAUAAUUACCACAUACGAAUCCGUCGUCUCGUCGUAUUAUUUUUUUUUUCGAAACAGAUUUUACCAAAUUCGUAUUUAAAGUAUAUACAUAAAAAUUGGAAUAAUCAUUGUUGAAUAAUCAUUGGGGUUGUGACGUAGUUGAACGUCCGGCUCCAAAUGAUAAGACUGUGUGUUUGGUGAAUAUAAUAUACAUGUAUGUAAGAAUGAGUAUUAAAUCUUUUGAAUGUCUUCACUUUAUACGCCGCAAUGUUUAAAAUAUAUUUAUCUUCCCGCAGAAACGAUUAAAAUUCAAUAAAUAACAGUUAAACGUCUUUUUCAUAACAAAGUUGUAGACACUUUUAUACAGAUUGAAUAAAGCACUUGCUCAUUAUUCAGAAAUCAAUACUGAAAAUGAAAUAAUUUUAAUAAUUUAAAUCGAUGUACUUGAACUUCUUAAUUAACUUUCUACGGUGUUUACGUAAUAAAGCUGAAGGAACUUGUGAACUUAUAAAUCUUAACAUAGUCUGUAAUAGCAGUGGUUUGUUAUUUGUAUUUUUACGCGUAGAUGAAAACUGUGAGGAUCCUACAAAUAUGUAUUCCGAUAGAGUUGUAUCGAAUAGAAACUUCCAUAUGAACAGCUUCUUGCACGACACAUCAGAAAUAAUGUACAUAACAGUCGAAGCAAAAAAAAUAAAAACAACCGAUUUUUUUAGACAUUUUAUAGAUUUAGAAAUAUACAGCCAAGAAAAACUCCGAGAUUUCGUGACACGCUUCUAAGUACCUGAACAACUUGAGCGAAAAAAGAAGAGCAAAGAAUUUUUAUAAAGACCGACAUAUCUUUAGUGGGGCAUAUCCUAGAAACAAUUGAGCUAAACUUUCUGUAGUAAAAAUUGAAUGAAUGGCAAAAGAAAACUGAGAUGUAAUUUAAAAAUAGGAAACUCCGAGGUUGAAUGUGUGUUGAAGAAUGAGAAAUAAUCCUUCCAAAACACAAGUGAAAAUCAUACAUUAUAUUGAGUGAAUUUUGAAAAGAACAAAAAAAAGAGUUAACGAUACGAUUGAAAUAUAAUUCUUUAAUAAACAAAAAAAUUAUCUCACCUAUACCAUCUAUAUUAUUCGUUUCUUUUUUUUUUGUAUUUUUUGACUGCUGUCUGUGAUUGCGUGUGUGACUCAACAAACACGUUAGGCUGUAUAUAUGAAUAAGAAAAGUCAGAAAUACCGUCUGAAUCAAAUAAAAAAAGUAUACCGUGAGGAUUCUUAACACUGUAUGAUUAUACAUACUUUGUAAUUUCUAACGACUUUUGCUCGUAUUGUAACUAAUAUAAAAGACACGACAUCUUUAAAGAGUAAGUGUGAAAACCUAAAAAAAUGAAUAAAAGUAACACACUGAUAAUAAAUAACUAAUAAUUAAUGAAAUACAAAAUGUGCGAAUGAAUGUGAACGACGGUGGGAUUUUCAGCGAAACUAUACAUAGAUAUAUUAUAUUGUAAAGAUUCCUAUACAUAUAAAAGAUUAAUAAA
This is a messenger RNA of Phymastichus coffea, 5621 nucleotides long. It is a transcript of the gene cdi, whose product is annotated as RAF proto-oncogene serine/threonine-protein kinase. The transcript has 5 exons. The record is from RefSeq and is a predicted model, not a curated record. Gene Ontology annotation, cellular component: cytoplasm; nucleus. NCBI's taxonomy places the organism in Eukaryota, Metazoa, Arthropoda, Insecta, Hymenoptera, Eulophidae. Gene Ontology annotation, molecular function: ATP binding; protein serine/threonine kinase activity. Bases 59 to 2587 code for a protein of 842 amino acids. Gene Ontology annotation, biological process: protein phosphorylation; actin cytoskeleton organization.